AUGGAGUCCAAACCGCAAGACGUCCUCCCGACGACGGAGAUCAUCCCUCUCGCCUUGCCCAAAGGAACCGAAAAGUUGUGUGAAUUGUGUCAAAAACGAGCAUACUUGCAGUGCGCCAGGUGUCGAGUCACCUUUUACUGUGAUGCGGAGCACCAGCAAUCCGACUGGAUAGGAAUCCACAAGAGGAUUUGCCAGUUGCUCAUCCCCAUUCGCACCCCAUCGCUCUUUAGUAUGCAGCGGGCUGGUCGUAUUGAAAACCUACUCAAAACGAAAGAGCUGAUUGAGAUUUGCAGAUUGGUGGCGGAGAGCAAACUCUCUGAGGGGAAGCAUCAGGAUGCUGUGCCUGCCGCCCAGUCUUGCCUGCGCUGUUCCAUAGAUGUGUACGGACCCAACACGGUCCAACUGGUGCCUGCUUACCUGCUGCUGGCUGAUGCUAACAUGGGCAUGGGUAAUCUGGCCCUGGUAGCAGAGCUCCUGUCCCAAGCAGAGUGGGCGGUGUUGAAGAGUCCAGAGUGUGGCUAUGCAGUCCACCACCGGCUUCACAGGAGCAUGGGCUGUCUCCACACAGCUACAGGACACUUUGAGGCAGCUCUUUUUCACUUUGCAAACGAUAUAUAUUUCGCCAGUGAGGAGUUUGGUCUGGAUAGCACAGUGACUUGUGGAGGUUACUUCCUCAUGGCUGAUGUGUUUGUCAAACAGGGGGAGCCCUCUAUUGUUCAUUCCUUGUACACAGAGGUGGCGGAGACUUGGCACUCUCAUUUAGCCAAACUCCUGCAAAAUGUCCAAAAGAACCCCGGCAUGGCAGAGCCAUCCUUUGAUAAAGGUCAGCAAGUGGAAGUGGACAAGAUGCUCAGGACCAUUUUAGAGUUUGAGCAGGAUGACACCCGGAAGGAACCCGCUCAGUUGGCUCUGGUGGCCCACUCCCUGGCCAUACUCUCCUUCCUGGGUGGAGAUGCCACCAAGGCACUGGGAUUUGGACGCAUGGCGCUGGGAGCGAGCCAGCUGAUACCAAACCAUGACUUGACUGAGCCCAUCCAGGCCCUUCUGCAGCUGCUGAGUAAAGACCCGCAGCUGACUUCCGCCUAGCCUCCACACCAGGGUUGGGCAGAGGAUGGCCCGUGGGCCACAUAGAACCCACUCUGUUUUUUAAUCCGCACACUGCGAAUUGAUAUUGUCAAGAGCCAUGAUAUUUGUUCUAUUGAUUUAGCAGUUUCUCCCCAAAACAUUGUUUAGUUAACAUUAUUUAAUCCGCACACUGCAAAUUGAUAUUGUCAAGAGCCAUGAUAUUUGUUCUAUUGAUUUAGUGGUUUCUCCCCAAAACAUUGUUUAGUUAACAAGUAUUUCUUAAUUUCGUAUUCAUUUAUCUCAUGAAAUAAUUUAUUGUAAUGGAAAUAUUCGUGUAACAAUUUGACACAUUUUGUAUUCAUUACAUUGUUAGUUAUAAGAAUACAAUGUAUUUAUUUACAUUUUAUUAGUUUGAUUUUAUUAACAUGUAUUUUUUCCCCCCUCAUCUUUUUACAUCGUACUAUCAUUAUGAA
Phyllopteryx taeniolatus (common seadragon) is the source of this 1538-nucleotide messenger RNA. It is a transcript of the gene zmynd12, whose product is annotated as zinc finger, MYND-type containing 12. Gene Ontology annotation, molecular function: protein binding. NCBI's taxonomy places the organism in Eukaryota, Metazoa, Chordata, Actinopteri, Syngnathiformes, Syngnathidae. The coding region runs from base 1 to 1086 and encodes 361 amino acids. The transcript has 8 exons. The record is from RefSeq and is a predicted model, not a curated record.